UACAAGUUAUCUCCGCCUUAACGGAGAGCUUUUCCAUAGAAGGAGACGUGUGCUUACAACCCAUUUUUUAAACAGACCUAAUCCAGCACUUGUAAAAGCAAAACGUACUUUGUAAGAGGUUGUAGCGAACAAUUUAGCUAUUGUAGGAAUUAAAUGAGUCAAAAGAAACGAGGCGAUCAUGGUUAUUCAUCCCAAGUAACCAAAAAGGAAGAUGGAUAAGAAACAUCUCCAUACACGGUGAUAUAGGUGGAUCUCGUCGGUUGAUUAGAGAGUUUUUAAUUGGUCUACGCAAAUGAAGGGCAUGGAGAUGUUACGCCGCUCCUCGGUGUUUGCGGCAGAAGUCAUGGAGGUGUUUGAUCGCUCUCCCACAGAUAAGGAGCUCGUAUCUCAGUCUAAAGUGUUGUGUAGGGAUUACAUUCACUCCAGACUCCACCGAGCUGGAAUCGGGUGGUCUAAACCGGAGCACGGAUCAUCGGGAGGAACACUGGCUGAGGUAUCUUCAGUCCUGCUGUGGCUGGGCGAUGAGCUGGAAUACUUGCGUCCCAAUGUAUACCGCAACGUAGCACGGCAGCUUAACAUUACAGUUUCCUCUGAGAGUAUAGUAUCUGAUGCAUUUUUGGCUGUCGCUGCAGAAAUAUUUUCCACAGGGGUAACAUGGGGGAAGAUUGUGUCCCUUUAUGCAGUGGCUGGAGCUCUAGCUGUUGACUGUGUUCGACAUGGCCAUCCAGCAAUGGUGCACCUUAUUGUUGACUGCAUGGGCGAGUUUGUUCACAAAAGCCUUGUGUCCUGGUUAAAGAGGAGAGGAGGCUGGGCGGACAUCACAAAGUGCGUAAUCAACACAGACCCCAGUUUCUGUUCUCAUUGGUUAGUGGCAGCUGCCUGUGCUUGUGGUCACUACCUAAAGGCUGUGCUCUUUUACCUGCUGAGGGAGAAGUAAAUGGCAGAAUGAACUGAAACUGUCAGAAGGCGUUUCUUCUCCAUGCAUCAGACUUUUAUUGCUCCUGAUGUGUUUACACUUGCACAAAGUUUGCACAUUUCCUUUAAUGGACAUUCCUGUGAACCAAGAUGGACCGUAAUAAGGAAUAGUUCUUCCACAAAUGAAAACUCAUAAUUUACCAACACGUACUGUUUCAAACCUAUAUGAAAAGGCAAAAGAAGAUAUUUAGCAAAAUGUUGAGAUUAUAUAUAAAACUUGAGUUUUUGCAUUUGGCAGAUGCUUUAAUACAAAGCGACUUACAGUGCAUUUAAGCUUUACAUUUUAUCAGGAUGUGUGUCCCAUGGGACGGGAACCCACAACCUUUAUAGCUAAUGCAUUUGAAAUGUGUUUGGAAAAGAAAAAACUGAAUUGUAUUUCCACAAAAAGUCACAUGGGUUUAGAAAAAGAUUUUGAUAGGCUAAUAUCAAUUAAACUCUGCUUUAACUAAGGAAAGAACAGUGGAUAUUUUAAUUGCUGUAACAUUUCAGUAAAUGUUGUAUUUCAAGUUUGGGCCUGUCAACCUGAACAUUCAAGAGUCAAAUUAUAUCUGAAAUAUAAUUCUUUAUUAUGUUAUGACUUGUUCUUUGUUGUAUUUCUGGUGGUGUUGGUGUUGCCCUGAAGAACCAGUAAAAUACGGUGGAAAUAUUGCUUAAUAUGAUUUACUUCAUGACAUUCAAUUGUGUUUGUUUUGUUACUUUUUAUAGUUUAGUUUAUAGAAAUUAUUCUAAAAAUAACUCCACAUUGUUUUGUGUGUGCUACACUGAAUGUAUGCAAAAUAAAAAAAAUUAAAAUGUCA
Paramisgurnus dabryanus is the source of this 1772-nucleotide messenger RNA. The record is from RefSeq and is a predicted model, not a curated record. Lineage: Eukaryota; Metazoa; Chordata; Actinopteri; Cypriniformes; Cobitidae.